Molecule: messenger RNA, 1427 nt
Organism: Boleophthalmus pectinirostris (great blue-spotted mudskipper)
Lineage: Eukaryota; Metazoa; Chordata; Actinopteri; Gobiiformes; Gobiidae
Exons: 8
Coding region: 123-758 (211 amino acids)
Source: RefSeq, a predicted model, not a curated record
AUAUAGAGUAUUUGGGAGGAUUUGCAUUGCUAUCAGUUCUUAUGAUCAGCUCUGCUUCGAUCUAAAGGCCAACUGUUUGUACAAGCAAAAGAGUACAUCAUCUAUGGAAGAACACCAUCAGGAUGUUGUUCAGAGUGUUCUUCUUAUACAUUUUGAUUGGUCAUCUUUUUGAAGAGUGUGCCUUCUUGAUUGAAUGUAUGCCUAAAGAGUGCCUGAAAUGUCCGGUUACUGGGGAAACAGGGUUAUGUGCGCACUGCUCAACUGAAUGUGUAAAUGCUUCGUUUGACAACUGCAACUUACUUCGAGACUUCAGUGUAUCCAUUAACACCACUGGGUCUAAUGUGGAGGAGGCCGAGAGGGUCUCUCUCACGUGUGUCCAUGAUCUCCCUGAGAACCUCAGUGUCACUUAUGAGUGGUACAAGAAUGACAAAUCAGUUGAGGGGCAUGGGAAAGAGUACAUAAUCAAGAAGACCUUCUCUCAGGACGUUGGCCAGUACCGCUGUGUAGUCUACAGCCCGUGUGGCAAUUACACGUCUGCUCCACACGAUGUCACUAUUCACAAUGAAAGUGUAAUCAUUCUGGUGAUCUGUGGCUGCGCUGCUGUGGGCUUGAUCACCAUCAUGGGCGUUUGCAUGAAAGUGAAGAUGCACAGAGAUAAAGUCAAGAACCAACAGAGGACCAAGGAGAGGAUGCAGGAAAUGCGGAGAGCUCAGGAUUUGCAGAAUCCUGCCAUGCCAUCAAACCCAAGACCAACAUAGUCCUGCAGUGUUCAUAGCGCUGUUAUGUAGGCUAAUAUGCUGUGGGUUUUGUGUUGUAGUUUGAUCCAUGGCCACAGUAGAUAAUAAUAGUAAUAGAACAGAAGUUAUACUAUUUAUACUUUUUAUUUAUUAGUAUACUGUUACUAUAUGUAAUAUAUGUUUUAGUAUUUAAAUUGCCAUGGAUGUACAUACAUUUAAUUCAACUAAAAUAAGGGACAAGCAGAUUUGUCCAAGCCAAUUCACAAAGAGAACUAAACCAGCUCUAAGAAAGGUUUUAUCUGGACUAGAGAAAUGUGCUAAAUAUGAACAAACAAAACCAGUAGACGUAGGAGUAUAACUAGCACCUGCCCCACAUUUUAAGAACCACUGAUCUGGGCUAUCAGAAAGCAUCUAUUGUGUUCCACAGCAGUAACAUCGCCACGCCCCUUGACCACAAAGCCUGUGGAGUUGAGGAGGAGAGUCUGCAAAUGUUUUAAUCCAGAGAGGCAGGCGUGGUGAGACUAUAAUCCUGCCCGAAUGCUCUGCUCACAGCUCUGCACAUCACCGCGCAUAGAGCCGCUUUGGGACGCCACUCAUGUAAUGGAUACACAGGGAAAUAAAGCUGCCCUCUGAAAAAUAACCUAAUCCUUGGAAGUUUAAGCCAUACAUGUUGUUGUCCAUUAAAGCAUU